Molecule: messenger RNA, 585 nt
Organism: Dictyostelium purpureum
Lineage: Eukaryota; Evosea; Eumycetozoa; Dictyosteliales; Dictyosteliaceae
Exons: 4
Coding region: 66-524 (152 amino acids)
Biological process (GO): removal of superoxide radicals
Molecular function (GO): copper ion binding; superoxide dismutase activity
Source: RefSeq, a predicted model, not a curated record
AAUAUUUUAAACAAUAAAUAAAUUCAAAAUAAAUUCAAAAUAAAUUCAAAAUAAAUUCAAAUAAAAUGUCAAAAAAAGCAGUUGCAGUUCUCAAAGGAGAAAAAGUAAAUGGUGUUGUUACCUUCAGACAAGAAGGCGAAGAUAAGCCAGUAACAGUCGAAUAUGACAUUAAUAAUUUAGAAAAAGGAAAGCAUGGUUUCCAUGUUCAUGUUUUUGGUGACACUACAAAUGGAUGUGUUUCUGCAGGUUCUCAUUUCAAUCCAUUUAAUAAAACCCAUGGCUCUCCCUGUGAUACUGAUCGUCAUGUUGGAGAUUUAGGAAAUAUUGAAGCUACUGGAGGAGCUACAAAAGGUACUAUUACAGAUUCUGUAAUUUCUUUGUGCGGUAAAAAUAGCAUUAUUGGCCGUACAAUGAUUGUCCAUGCAGAUGAAGAUGACUUGGGUAAAGGAGGCCAUGAUGAUAGCAAAACAACUGGUCAUGCAGGUGCACGUUUAGCUUGUGGGGUUAUUGGGGUAGCUGAAUAAUCAAAAAAAAAACAAUUAUAAAGAAGAUUUUGAUAGUAAUAAAUAAAGUUAAUUCAUCUUU